AGGUGGAGAGAUUUGAGUCAUUUAAGGUCACUCUACUUGUCACCCUUCAAUGCCUGGCCUGGCCUGGCCUGCCCUCUCCUUCUUAAUGGGGUUGGAUGGAGGCCAUUUAAGAUCCCUUCUUUAGUGUCCACGCCCUCCCCUGCAUGACCCCAUCAAUCGUGCUGUAGAAGAGAAGCAGCUCGCUCACUCAAUUCUCCUCACCUCCUAUAACUUCAGUCGAGUACUCGAGUUCCACACAUAUAUAUAUAGGGAGUGGUGGUGUCAUCACAACACCAGCCAAGCCAGAGAUCGAUGAGCACUGAAUUCUUUAGAGCGCACAAGUUUCACCAGGAGUUGAGAGCCAAGAGGAUGGAGAUGCAGCCGGAGCUGUCGCUGGGGCCAACGUGGCCGGCGCUGGGCUUUGCCCCCGCCUCGGAGAAGAACACCAAACAGAUCAGCUCGUCUUCUUCCGAGUCGGACGGCAGCUCCCGGAAGAAGAGGAAGCAUUACAACACCUGGGAGGAGCCCGCGUCGCACCCGCACCUGGAGCUCCAUCUCAGUGACCCCCUGCCCCUCGACUGGGAGCAGUGCCUCGACCUCCAAUCCGGGAAGAUGUAUUACCUGAACAGGAAGACUUUGAAGAGGAGCUGGAACAGGCCCAAGGAGCAGGGCGUGAGCCUGGAGCUCAACAUGUCCACAACGCCGACGAGGCAGGUCGUCGUUGUGGACGACAGCAACACCAGCGCCACUGCUCCUACCCUCUCACAAGCAGCAGCGACAAAGAGAGACACCGCCGGUGGCAACAUGAUCGCUGUGCCAUGCACCAACUGCCAUCUCCUGGUGAUGCUGUGCAAGUCCUACCCCACCUGCCCCAACUGCAAGUUCAUGCAGUCGUUGGCACCGGCGCCGGCGACGCCACAGGCGGCAGCUCAUCGCAUGCUCGACGCCGCUGUGAAGCCGCUGCGGACCCUGAGCCUUCUCCACUAGGCGGACAUGAUGGUUGUAGAAAGGAAACCCUAGUAGCUGUAGACCAAACCAAAACUAGGGUGGAAUUCCAACUAGGGUUAGUAUUUGGAGGGAGGGACCGAUGCAUGUAUGUUAAUCAAGGGUUGGAGCAAGUAAGUAGAUCUUGUAGUAGUACUACUAGUACUAUAACUGUUAUUAAGUAUAAUUAAUCAAUAGUAAUGGUGAUAAAUG
This is a messenger RNA of Triticum urartu, 1176 nucleotides long. RefSeq lists its product as uncharacterized. The record is from RefSeq and is a predicted model, not a curated record. Gene Ontology annotation, molecular function: protein binding. Lineage: Eukaryota; Viridiplantae; Streptophyta; Magnoliopsida; Poales; Poaceae.